AUGAAUAAUCUGUUGUUAUAUUUAUACGUUUUAACUGUCCUCGGGCCAUUUGCUUUAUCGAAACACACAAAUGUUACUAAAGAUUUGGAACCUCUGAUUUACAAAGGAUACGAAGUUGGAAUACACGAUUAUUCCUACGCUUGUUUCCUGCAUUUCAAAACCACCAGGCCGACUUCGUGUGGAGCAUCCCUUAUAAUGGUCCAAGCUGUUCUGACGGCAGCGCACUGCAUGGACGAUAUCCGGAUCAAGAGCGGCGAAAUUCACGCGUUUUUCGGAUCAAACGUACCAAAAGAUUCUUCGGUUAUCAGGAGAGUCAGGAAUUAUGAAAUAAAUCCAAAAUAUAAUGAGGUGAAUGGUAAGAACAAUCUGGCAGUGGCGUUUCUGGAUUAUAGAGUACCACUUCAGCAGAGCAUCAAGAAGAUCCCGCUGUCAAUCAAAGAUCCAGUGCCACGAACUGAUCUGUUUUCAGUGGGUUGGGGCAAACAAAGCGUAAGUAAACUAUAUUCUCAAUUUCUACAUUAG
Molecule: messenger RNA, 522 nt
Organism: Bombyx mandarina (wild silkworm)
Lineage: Eukaryota; Metazoa; Arthropoda; Insecta; Lepidoptera; Bombycidae
Product: trypsin beta-like
Biological process (GO): proteolysis
Molecular function (GO): serine-type endopeptidase activity
Source: RefSeq, a predicted model, not a curated record